Ictalurus punctatus (channel catfish) is the source of this 1471-nucleotide messenger RNA. RefSeq lists its product as uncharacterized. The record is from RefSeq and is a predicted model, not a curated record. The coding region runs from base 119 to 1087 and encodes 322 amino acids. The transcript is spliced from 2 exons. Lineage: Eukaryota; Metazoa; Chordata; Actinopteri; Siluriformes; Ictaluridae.
UAUUUCCACAGAAUGUCUGUGAGAUCUGGGAGGGGGUGGAGCACAUGAUAUAAAGGCAGCGUUGGAAGAAUGACAGUCAUGUGUCAUUUCAUUGUCUGUCUGAUCCACACUCUGAAAAAUGGCAAACGCGAAUCCACAGCAACAUGAAGAGGUUACCAUCCGCGAGAGAAGAAAUGCACGUAAAAAAACGGAGCGCUUCAUCACAGGGAAGCAUUGUAGUUUAGAGGAACUGAAAGAGCAAAUGCCCAGGCAGAGGCCUCAGGAUGACAUGGUGAGGUAUUUAAUAAAGGAGAUCCCACCCUACCCAACUCCAGCUGAAUUUUGGGUUUCAGAUGUAGCCCAUGUUACUGAGGAUUCCGGAUUCAUGGGGAUACUGAAGUCUGAUGAGUUUAGUGCUGGAGCAGAAGAUUUCUCAUGGUGGGGUUUAAAAGUUAACGAAGAGGAGAUAAAAGCAGCAGAGAGGCGCUACAUGGAGAGUAAUUUCCCAAAACAAGCACCAGAACUGAAUCAGCAGGAACCAUUUCUGGAGAAGUUCACCACAUCACCCGCAUUCCAACCAGAGAAAUCCCGCUAUGGAAGUUAUCGCUUCACAUUUCCCCUCACGGAUCUGAUGCAGUGGUACAAGGAACAGAACUGUGGAGGAGAAGAGCCGGUUCUCAGAGUGCAUGAGACUGUCACUUACAAACAGGAGAUUAUGUACACCGUGCUGAUUCACAGUCCUGAGGAUAACAUUCGUUUUCAAGAAUACCCGUUUCUUGAAGAGAAUGAAUUGGUUCGUUAUCAGGAUGGGAAGAUUAUCUGGAAAGCACAAGCCAUUUGUAAGACCCACAGGUGUCAGUUUGUUUUAGGAAAAGUACAAGAGCUUCCUGAAAUAUAUUAUGUCUGGGAUCAGGUUAGUUUAGUAUUUCACUUGCCAAAUUGUAAGACCAUGAAAAUCCCCAGAGAACGGCUUAUAAAAGCCCUCGAGACCUGUAAACCUGCUGAUAUAAAUCUCUCAUGGUACGAAGGUCCUAAAGACAAAGAGGCACGCUUCUCAGAAGCAAAGAUGAAAGUGAGUGAAUUGAAAAGAGAGCUGGAAGAUAACUAGAAAGAAAAAGAGAUCAAAUAUGAUGAUAAUAUAAAAAUGGAGGUAGAUCCAUGAUUGUGAACGAUUCAACGUAGGACUUAGACAGUAAAGAGGAUGAAGAUCAGUCAAAAAGUGUGAAAAUAUUCAUGGGUAGAAAGUACAAAAUACCUCUCAUACUGUAUAUUUAAACAUAUUGUUAUUUUCGCCACAUAAGAUGUAAUAUUCAUAUCUAAUUUCCAUCAAUUCAGAAAUAAUCACAACAAUGUAAUGUUUUGUAAUUAUUUUAGUUUAAAAAAUAUGAGAUAUGAGAUGUGUAAUGAUCAUUUUCUGGAUUUAUUGUGAGUGCACAAAUGAUAAUAUGUAUGUAACAGGAGAUGAAUAAAAAAUUCUCUGAUUUAAUUUUCA